This is a messenger RNA of Striga asiatica, 1267 nucleotides long. The record is from the annotation of a GenBank genome assembly. NCBI's taxonomy places the organism in Eukaryota, Viridiplantae, Streptophyta, Magnoliopsida, Lamiales, Orobanchaceae.
GGCCCAUUUGUUUCACUAGCAAACCCUAGGGCAAGCCUCAUUUCAUCUUCUCCAAAAACCCUAUAUCUACUCAACCACCAUUUCUCAUUUUCUCCCUCCGCUGCCGCCUCUCUUCCCCCGCCCCAAAUCCACACAGUUCACACACCUCACCCACCGCCGAUCAUGGGCCGUGUGAUUCGCGCACAGCGUAAGGGAGCAGGGUCCGUUUUCAAGUCCCACACCCACCACCGCAAGGGCCCGGCUCGAUUCCGCUCCCUCGACUUCGGCGAGCGCAACGGCUACCUCAAGGGAGUCGUCACCGAGAUUAUCCACGACCCAGGCCGCGGCGCGCCGCUAGCGCGCGUCACCUUCCGCCACCCGUUCCGCUACCAGCACCAGAAGGAGCUCUUCGUGGCCGCCGAGGGCAUGUACACCGGCCAGUUCGUGUACUGCGGAAAGAAGGCCAACCUUGUCGUCGGCAACGUGUUGCCCAUCAGAUCUAUCCCGGAGGGCGCCGUCGUCUGCAACGUCGAGCACCACGUCGGGGAUCGCGGGGUUUUCGCCCGGGCGUCUGGGGACUAUGCUAUUGUCAUCUCACACAAUCCUGACAAUGAUACUUCCAGGAUUAAGCUACCCUCUGGAGCCAAGAAAAUCAUACCCAGCGGUUGCCGAGCUAUGGUUGGGCAGAUUGCAGGAGGUGGGCGUACUGAGAAGCCUAUGCUGAAGGCUGGAAAUGCAUAUCACAAGUUCAGAGUGAAGAGAAACUCGUGGCCCAAGGUUCGUGGUGUUGCUAUGAAUCCAGUCGAGCAUCCUCAUGGUGGUGGUAACCAUCAGCACAUUGGUCACGCGAGCACAGUUCGCCGUGAUGCGCCACCUGGACAGAAGGUCGGUCUUAUUGCUGCCAGGAGGACUGGUCGUCUGCGUGGUCAAGCUGCAGCCACAGCUGCUAAGGCUGACAAGUAAGGCUUUUUUAGAGUUUUAAGUGAAGAAGGAAGGAGUGUUUUUUUUUUUUUUNAAUUCUGUUUGGUAUUGUAUCAGACUUGGUUUGAAUUUUGGAUUUUGCUUGUCUAAGACUAUUUUUUGUGAGGAUAUUACUAUACUUUGUUGGGAUUCCAGAAUUUUGAGUUCUAACUUUUUUAGUACUUGUUGAAAUUCUGUGUGACCCUUUUUGGUGUUAGCUAAGUCUUGCUUUUCGCCAAGUUUUGCUGUUGGCGAAGUUCUUGAAUUUGUUGUUGGCCAAACAAGAGAUCAUGACAUUAAUCAAACAAGUUAUUGCAUCAUUCUUUUG